Molecule: messenger RNA, 996 nt
Organism: Ictidomys tridecemlineatus (thirteen-lined ground squirrel)
Lineage: Eukaryota; Metazoa; Chordata; Mammalia; Rodentia; Sciuridae
Gene: Ppbp
Product: pro-platelet basic protein
Biological process (GO): defense response; chemotaxis; immune response
Cellular component (GO): extracellular region
Molecular function (GO): chemokine activity
Source: RefSeq, a predicted model, not a curated record
CGCACCUUCAGGCUGUGGUCUCCUGGCUCUGGAAACAGCUCUAGCUCUGUCUUCUGCACCAUGAGCCUCAGACCCAGUGCCACCUCCUUCUGUACCAAUACCAGAGGGGUUCGUGUCCUGCAGGUGUUGCUGCUGCUGUCACUGCUCCUGACUGUGCUGGUUCCCUCUACCACUGGACAACGCAAGAGAAAUUUAGGGAAAGUCGAAAGUGUAGAACCUUAUGUUGAACUGCGAUGCAUAUGUGUGAAGACGAUCUCUGGAAUUCAUCCGAGUAACAUCCAAAAUUUGGAAGUGAUCAGACCAGGGGCCCACUGUGCCAAAGUUCAAGUGAUAGCUACACUGAAGGAUGGGAGGGAAAUCUGUCUGGAUCCAGAAGCUCCCAGAGUCAAGAAAAUAAUCCAGAAACUGUUGGAAAGUGAUGAAUCAGCUGCUUAAUCUGUUUAUUUUCUACCAACUCCUUUUUAAUCUCCCAGGAUGGGUAGGAUUUUGAAGACUUGACAUUCUAGAGUUAUUAAUUCGUAUACUCAUUUUUACUAUACAAAAAUUCAGGUACAUUUUCCAUUCUGUCUCCCAAAUCCUACUUGACUCUGAGAACUUUGCUUAAAAAAUGACAUAAAGAAGAUGAAAAUAAGCAAGACUAACAUAUAAUUUAAGGUUUACUCCCCAGUUUUUGGCUAAACACUGUACUUGCUUUGCAUUUCUUUAGUUGAAAAUUUCUUUCCAAAUCAUUUGUGUAAUUUUAUUUCUCUAAUGUUAUGUUCAAUGUUCCUAUGUUGAUUAACAGAUUUUACAAUAGUCAAUGACACUAGUGAUCAUGCAGAGCCAAGCAUGGAAUACUUGCUCAAUAAAUACUUUUUAAGUGUAUUCAGGCAAUAGAGAUUUUCAAUGUUUUUGUUCUAGAUGGCUUGUUUAAAAGUAUCCUUUGGAAACUUUUCUAAUGUUUAUUUUGCCUUGAAACUCUAAAAAUAAUAAAGUUGUAAAAUGUAAGUCUUGUAA